Molecule: messenger RNA, 2184 nt
Organism: Polyodon spathula (Mississippi paddlefish)
Lineage: Eukaryota; Metazoa; Chordata; Actinopteri; Acipenseriformes; Polyodontidae
Product: sodium-dependent phosphate transport protein 2A-like
Exons: 7
Coding region: 745-2184 (479 amino acids)
Biological process (GO): sodium-dependent phosphate transport; intracellular phosphate ion homeostasis
Cellular component (GO): apical plasma membrane; vesicle; brush border
Molecular function (GO): sodium:phosphate symporter activity
Source: RefSeq, a predicted model, not a curated record
UCGGCACACAACAAACAAAGGGAGAGAGAGUGAUUCUCUUGUUUUUAAAUCUUACUGUCAAUAGUAGCAGGGAGACCCAAACAAAUCAACCACAGCAAAGCGUCUUGAUUUACCAAGGGACACUGCAGCUCUAUAUAUACAGGUGCGAAAAUUGUUGAAAAACGGUGAGACGUUAAUUCAAUCAUUACUUAAUUAAAAGUAAUUAGCAAAAAGAUCUCACCUGUUACAUUUGGCUGAAUCAUGAGAUCUUAAAUGUUCAUGGCACUGUCCCCCUGCACUUUGCUGGGGAGUUGGUGGAACUCUUCCUGAAGGACUUAAUUCAAAGGUGCUCUGUGCAGUACUGACCAGGCCCAACCUUGUUUACUUUAUCAGAUCUAACAAGAGUAUUCUCUAACAUCUGCUGCUAUUUCAGGUGUGAGGCUUCCAGGAACCCAUCCCUACCCCUUCCCAGGUGCUGACCAUGGAUACCUCUGCCCAGGGUCAGCAGGAGAUCUUGUUGGCUGUCUGGACCGAUUCGAACCUGAGCCUCACUUGCCAAAAGCAUGGGAAUGCCAGAGACUGCCCAAGGUGCAAGGUGAGUGGUCACAUUGUUAGGGCCAUAUGAUGCUCAAGAUAUGGUAGGCUAAAGCCAGGAAGAAACAUUGAAUCAUUGCAUAUAAAGCUUGCACAAGCAAACUGUAAACUAAAUUUAAAUCUGCCUGCUUUGGGGCUUUUAGAAUAUCACUUAUUUGUUAAGUUGGUAACAUGUUGGGUUUCCUUAUAGAGCCGAGACAAGAAGAGACAUGGACAAUAAAAUCCCGGUUCAUCUCUUUCAUGAAGGUCCCUAUGCUGUUUUUAUUUCUAUACAUGUUUGUGUGCUCCCUGGAUGUCCUUAGCUCAGCCUUCCAGCUGGCAGGAGGCAGAGUCGCUGGAGAUAUUUUCAAGGACAACGCUAUUCUGUCUAACCCAGUUGCUGGGCUGGUGGUGGGGAUUCUGGUGACUGUUCUGGUUCAGAGCUCUAGCACAUCAACGUCUAUCAUUGUCAGCAUGGUAUCAUCGGGAUUAUUUUCAGUAGAAGCUGCCAUUCCUAUUAUCAUGGGCUCAAACAUUGGGACCUCAGUCACAAAUACCAUAGUAGCUCUAAUGCAGGCUGGAGAUAGGAAUGAAUUUAAGUGUGCGUUUGCUGGUGCCACAGUCCACGACUGCUUCAACUGGCUUUCUGUGCUGGUGCUGCUGCCCCUCGAGGUUGCCAGCGGGCUCCUGUAUCACCUCACUGUGAUUGUAGUGGAGACUUUCCAGAUCCAGAGUGGAGAGGACGCUCCUGAGCUGCUGAAGAUCAUCACUGAGCCUUUCACAAAACUCAUCAUACAACUGGACAAAUCUGUGAUAACAGGCAUCACGACUGGGGACGAGAGUCUGAGGAAUAAGAGCCUGGUGAAGGUGUGGUGCAGGACCAGCAUCUCUGUGGUAAGAGUCUCUGCAGCCACACAUAGAGCCAGCAGCUUACUUCGCAUUGGUGUGAUUAGUAUCGAACGUGCCUAUCCACUCACUCUCGGCUCCAAUAUUGGUACCACCACCACUGCCAUUCUGGCUGCCUUGGCCAGCCCGGGUGACAAGCUAGCAGCAGCUUUUCAGAUUGCUCUCUGUCAUUUCUUCUUCAACAUCUUUGGUAUCCUCCUGUGGUACCCCAUCCCUUGCACACGCUUGCCCAUCCGCAUGGCCAAGACCCUCGGGGAGCGCACCGCCAAGUACCGCUGGUUCGCAGUGCUCUACCUGAUCAUUUGUUUCCUCCUUCUGCCUUCGCUGGUUUUUGGGCUAUCCAUGGCUGGGUGGCAGGUCAUGGUGGGAGUAGGAGCUCCCUUUGCAGGGAUCUUGGUCUUCAUCGGCUUCAUCAACUGCCUUCAGACCAGAAGCCCAGACCACCUGCCAAAUAAACUGCAGAGCUGGGACUUCCUCCCCCGGUGGAUGCAUUCUCUGAAGCCAAUGGACACAUUCAUCACCAACGCCACACUGUGCUGCACAGACCAUUGCACCUCAAAGGAGAGCGACACCCAAGACUUGUGUGCAUUCCCAGAGAAGUCUCCCCAGGGGAAAGACAAGCUAGCUUAUGAGAACCCAACCAUUGCCUAUCUGGAUGAGAGCCCAACAGCCACCCCGAUGCUGACCCUCCGCGGACUGGAGAGGCAGAAAAGCACACAGCUUUAG